Messenger RNA from Leptomonas pyrrhocoris, 1947 nucleotides. Its product is annotated as putative mitochondrial D-alanyl-glycyl endopeptidase-like protein. Gene Ontology annotation, cellular component: cytoplasm. Lineage: Eukaryota; Euglenozoa; Kinetoplastea; Trypanosomatida; Trypanosomatidae. The record is from RefSeq and is a predicted model, not a curated record. The transcript has a single exon. The coding region runs from base 724 to 1947 and encodes 407 amino acids. Gene Ontology annotation, molecular function: ligase activity.
AGCCGCCGCUCUUUGUUGACUGCCAGUUUUACUGUAGACGCAGGCACGAAUCCCCUCUGCGGUGCUGAACAAGACUUUAUUCUGCUCUCCUCGCUUUCUUCUUUUUUUUUGUAGGCUUUCCUCGUAUCAUCCACGCACACACCGUAUUCUUUCAUCCCACCCGAUAAACUACGACGCUUCUUGUGGCUGUUGGCUCCUGCGAUUUUCUUUCUUUGGUUUUCCUUGUGUUUUUUUUUUCUUCUGUCUUGCAGAUCAGAACUUAUAGUUUUCAGGCGUUUUUCUUUCUCACUUGUCUUUCUUUGCCUCUGCUCUUCUCCGCAGCUACACAACGCACCACCACUUCCCUUUCUCUCCAUUGUCUCUCUUCAAUUAUUGAUCUCUGCAAAGCUGCACUCUUUCGUUGUGCGUGUCUGUGUGUGACGAGUAUUUGCAACUCGCUAUUAUUAUUAUUAUUAGUUCUCUCAUUUCUUUAUAUAUUAUUUGUUUCCUUGCUGUGCUUAUUUAAAAUAAAUAAUAAAGAGUGGUGGCGGAUUGCAGUGCGAGCUGCACUUCAAUACGGCAAGGUACAUAUAUGUAUAGUGAACCCUCUGCUUUCAGCCGUUGCGAGGCGCUAAAACGAGUUUAGUGCUUUCUUACCCUCUCCUUUGAAAAGAGAAAAUUAAAAGACAAUACAUAUAUAUAUAUAUAUAUAUAUAUGUAUAAUGUAUAGAAGCCACGUCCAGCAUGCUUCCCAACAACAUGGGCAACAGCAACCCCGGCAGCGGCGGCCGCGAGGCCGGUGACGCCGCCGUUCCUUUUCUGCAGCGCAUUCGCAGCGAGUCCGACACCGCGGAGGGUAACGCAGCGGUAAGUGUCCAACGAAAUCACAGCAGCAGCCCCCACACCGCGACAGCGUGCUACGGGGGGACGGAGACGCACGCACUGCGCAAGCGAAACCCGAAAGUGAGCGACUCAGGCGAACGCAGCAGCAAAGACGACGGCGACGUCGUUGUGGUGCCGUCACGAGCCGGUGGUGGUGGUGGUGGUAGCAGCGGCAACAACAGCCGCCCUGAUGCCGGUAGAGAUGUCGAGGGCGAGUGCAUCGUGGUGAAUGACAACGGGACGGACACCACCGCCGACACCUGCAUGGGGAAAGUGCGGCACUUUCUGCUGAACAGCGAUUCCGCGCUCUACGCCUUGCUCAAGUGGGGACUGGCGGUGCUGCUGCUGUUCUUCCUCUCCUUUGUCGUCUUUGGAAUGAUCUACAGUGAGGUGCGCUACAACGGCAACUGCACCGUCGACGCGGGCGUGACGGAUACGCCGGCGCUGCCGGAGGGGUGCGAGAGCCCUUUUGGCGCCAUCCUCGGCGCCUUCCAGAACACCUUCGCUCACAGCAACUGCAACGGGUACUACGUCUCCACUGUGGAUAGCUACAUGAACUUCACAGUGCCCGUCAUGGACGCCGCGACGGGGAUGUUGACCAUGUCGUCGAAGGAGUUCUACACGGGACUGGCCUGGCAGUGCGUCGAGUACGCGCGUCGCUACUGGAUGAUCAACGGUAGACCCAAGCCGGCGUACUUCGGGUCGGUCAUAGGGGCCGCCGAUAUUUGGAAUUUGACGGAGGUGCACCUUCUGGAGAACACCUCGCGGACGCUGCCGCUGCGUAAGUACAAGAGCGGCGACCGCGUCGUCCAGGACGGCCUGCAGCCUCCGCAAGCAGGCGACAUUAUUAUCUACCCCGUCCAGUCAGGUGGCUUCCCCGUGGGCCACGUCGCGGUCGUGACCAAGGUGGAGAUGGGCGAGCAGGGGUUCAUCUACGUUGCGGAGCAGAACUGGGAGAGUACACAAUGGUCCGGCCCCUUUUACAAUUACUCACGCAAGAUCCCCCUCCGCUACGAUCCCCUCACCACCGCCAUCAUCCUGAAUGACCCCGAUGGCAAGAUCAUCGGCUGGAUGCGGUAUGGCUAA